GUCUCGGGAACAUAUUGCUCACCUCCUGGGUUUUCUGUUUGUUUUUCCUGUAAAACUAGAGAGGCCCAGAUUAGUGAAAGACUUCUCUUGUGCUCUCAGAGGUAGUUAGCAGGAACCAAGGGCCAACGUGGCGCCCCCACACGCUCCAGGCUCCAGCUGGGGAUGGGCUCUCGUUUGUGAAGUCUCUGUCCCCGGAGCAAUACUGAGAAAGAGCAGCUGACCGACAUGGCGACAACUCCCGCUGAUGCUUUCGAGGCCCUUAUGGAUGGAGUGACAAGCUGGGAUCUCCCCAAAGGCCCCAUCCCGUGUGAACUCCUUCUUACUGGAGAGGCCGCCUUCCCGGUGAUGGUGAAUGGCAAGGGCCAAGUCCUCAUUGCUGCAUCUUCGUACGGCCGAGGCCGCCUGGUGGUAGUGUCCCACGAGGGCUACCUGCUGGAUACUGGCUUGGCUCCAUUUCUUCUCAAUGCAGUGCACUGGCUCCAGCACUCCCGUGGGGCUCCCGUGGGCGUGCACCCCUCCCUGAAAUCACUAGCAUGCAUCCUGCAGGCCUCGGGGGUCGAGGCACAGAUUCGGCCAGACCCUGGAGACCCUCUGCGGGUUUACUGCAUCAACGCCUACAACAACACCCUGACUGCAGAGCUGACCCAGUUUGUGAAAUGGGGGGGCGGUUUGCUCAUUGGGGGCCAGGCCUGGUAUUGGGCCAGUCAGCACGGUCGUGACAAGGUGCUGUCCAGGUUCCCCGGAAACCAGGUGACCAGUGUGGCCGGAGUGUACUUCACCGACAUCCGUGGGGACAGAGGCCAGUUCAAGGUCUCUAAGAAGGUGCCUAAGAUCCCACUUGAGGUCAGGUGUGGGGAGGACCUCAGGCAGGACCUGCACCAGCUCCUGGAAGGGAUCUCAGAGCUGGACAUCAAGACGGGAGGAAUCCCCUCGCAGCUGCUGGUGCACGGGGCCCUGGCCUUCCCUCUGGGGUUAGAUGCCUCCCUCGGCUGCUUCCUGGCCGCUGCCCGCUACGGCAGGGGCCGGGUGGUCCUGGCUGCCCACGAAGGCAUGCUCUGUGCUCCCAAGAUGACGCCCUUUUUGCUCAAUGCUGUGCGCUGGCUGGCCAGAGGCGAGGCGGGCAAAGUUGGGGUGAACACACGUCUGAAAAACCUGUGUGCCCUACUGUCGGAGCAUGGCCUGGAGUGCAGUCUGGAGCCCCAUCUGACAGGUGGCUUGCAUGUCUACUGCUGUGUGGCUUACAGUGACAAGGAGGCUAAGCAGCUGCAGGAGUUUGUCGCCGAGGGAGGAGGCUUGCUGAUCGGGGGCCAGGCCUGGUGGUGGGCCUCCCAGAACCCGGGCCGCUCCACAUUGGCUGGUUUCCCCGGAAACGUCAUCCUCAACUGCUUUGGCCUCAGCAUCCUAUCUGGGACUGUUAACCCAGGCCAGUUCCCCGUCCCCACCCCCCAGAUGCUGAGCUACCACUUCCGGCGGGCGCUGUCGGAAUUCCAGGCUGUCCUGAACCAGGACCAUGGGGACUUGGAAAAGAGCUGGCUGGCAAAACUGGGAGUCGAUGGCGCCGCCUUCCUGCAGAUUCCUGCAGAGGGGGUCCCAGUCUACACAUCCUUGCACCGACUCCUGAGGAAAAUGCUGCGGUCGACCGGCCUCCCGGCGGUGAGCCGAGAAAACCCAGUGGCCCGUGACUCCUGUGAGGCUGCCGUGCUCUGCCUGGCCACGGAGCUGGCACGCUCUGGGACUGACUGCUCCCAGCUGGUGCAGGGACUUGGAACCUGGACCUGCCACUCCAGUCUGGACCCCUCCGAACACCCCAUCACUGUGGAGAUCAAUGGAAGCAACCCAGGCAAUGGGGAGUCCUGGGUGAGUACUGGGCUCUACCUCUUGAACGGACAGAAUGCAGAAGUCUCGCUGUCUGAAGCUGCAACCCAUGCUGGCCUGAAGGUCCAGAUUGGCUGCCACACCGAUGACUUGAGCAAGGCCAGCAAACUGUCUCGAGCCCCCGUGGUGACUCAUCGGUGCUGUAUGGACAGGACCAAACAGUCGGUCUCCUGUCUCUGGGGUGGCCUUCUCUAUGUCAUCGUGCCCAAGGGCAGUGAACUGGGCCCCGUGCCCGUCACCAUCAAGAGGGCUGUGCCCGCCCCGUACUACAAGCUGGGUAAGACAUCCCUGCAGGAGUGGAGGAGUCGUAUCCAGGAGAACCUUGCUCCCUGGGGCGAGCUGGCCACAGACAACAUCAUCUUGACAGUGCCAACCGCAAACCUCCGGGCCCUGGAGGACCCUGGGCCCGUGCUCCGCUUCUGGGACGAGAUGAUGCGGGCGAUAGCCAAGCUGGCGGCCAAGCCUUUCCCGUUCCUGCGUCCCGAGAGGAUUGUCGCUGACGUGCAGAUCUCAGCUGGCUGGAUGCACUCAGGGUACCCCAUCAUGUGCCACCUGGAGUCGGCACAGGAGCUCAUCAGUGAGGCCACCAUGAGAAGCAGCGGUCUGUGGGGACCCAUCCACGAGCUGGGCCACAACCAGCAGCAGUGCGGGUGGGAGUUCCCGCCACACACCACCGAAGCCACUUGCAACCUCUGGUCAGUCUACGUGCAUGAGACGAUCCUGGGCAUCCCCAGGGCUCAGGCCCACGCUGCUCUGAGCCCCACACAACGAGAGGAGAGGAUCAAAGAGCACCUGGGGAAGGGGGCCCCCCUGAGCAACUGGAACGUGUGGACAGCUCUGGAAACGUAUCUGCAGCUCCAGGAGGCCUUUGGGUGGGAGCCGUUCACCCAGCUCUUUGCUGAGUACCAGACCCUCUCCGGCAUCCCCAAAGACAACACCAGCAAGAUGAAUCUGUGGGUGAAGAAGUUUUCCGAAAGAGUGCAGAAGAAUCUGGCUCCUUUCUUCAAGGCCUGGGGCUGGCCCGUCCAGAAGGAAGUGGCUGACAGUCUGGCCUGUCUGCCUCAGUGGCAGGAAAACCCCAUGCGGGUUCACGUCCACACCGAGGGGUAACGUGGGAGGAGAGGAAGGGGCGCGCCAGCUCCACCGCCCGUGUGUCUGGCCGUGUGUCUGGCCGCGUGGACCUUGAGCCUGCAUCCUGCAUCCUCCCCUGUCUUCAAGAUUAAAAGAAACUUACUUUCUCAGGAAAAGUCCCUGGCACCUCCUUGUGAUGUUUCUCUGCUCAGGCUGUUGCUCCCACUUGCUUCGCCAUCCUAGUCGGCUGGGGCAAGAUUUUUCAUCUCGGCAUCUUGAGGUUCUGCAGGCUCUUGACUUCUGUUUCUGACCAAUGGUUCUGAAGACCGUGGGUCACCGCAGUGAUCUGCUACCAUCCCCUCACCACCGCCAGCCUGGAACAUGGCUCUUCAUUUCUUAUGCUUUGAGAAGUUUUCUAGUUGCAGGAGGGACAGGCUGGUGCCGUGCAGAGAACCCUGCGCCAGCUUUGGUACCAUGGGAAAGUCACUUAGCAUCUCUGUGCUUCUGCAUUCGCAUCCGUGACAUGGGGAGAGAACUUCAUUUCUUGAUAAUGGUGAACGUGCUCAUGCACCACAGCAGGCAAGGGGAUCUUCAAGCCUUCACCAGGUCCUGUAGUGGCCUGUCUGUCCAGUUUUGUUUUUUGUUUUUUUGGACAGCCUGAAAAUUGAAUCUCACUUCAGAGUUGGCCACCUUGAGAUGAGCCCUUAGUCCUCAUGAAAGAGCAUUUAAGGGAUACCAGUGUCAUUCCCAGACGUGGUAUUGUAGUGGAUGCUGAGGGCUUAGCCCAUCCUAGAUCCUUUUCCUGCCUCUGGAAGGAUUCUCGGGUAAAACCUAAGGAGUGAUGUAAACUCAAACUGGGUGUUACAAAGCUGGCAGGGUUUGGUCUUCUUGGUUAGUUCCAUCUUCUAGGACUUUUAUUUCAACCACAGGGAAAAGUCCCUUUAGCAGCCUCUACCAAGUCCAUAAGCCUUGGUUCUUAGCACAAAACAGGCCGAUGACUCCUCUGGUCACCAUGGAAUCAAGGCAGUCAUUUGACAGCGGCUGUGCAGAGAGGUGCGUGGACGUGACAGGCUUCGCCCCAGAGCAGGAUUACUGGAUGCGGCACACCAAAUUAACCCGCAACCACCUAAUUAACCCAUAACCCAGCAUUUCCUGAUCUUUCGCAUAACCUCAUUCCAGCCUCUCCCAGCUCUUUAGCUAGGUGGGGUUAAAAUUGGAGACCUGGCUCUGGGAUUAAUGGGGUGUACACCGAGCUGCUUUUCUCUAGCUUCCUUUUAAACCGCAUUCUUUUGAGGUUUCGAAUAUUAUUCCACGAGCUUUGCUGAGAGCAGAGUGUCUCCUCAGAAGGAACGUCUGCUUCUGCGUUCACCAGCACGUCCCUCAAUUCUAGAAUAACUUCCUUUUAUUCCACUGGUGUCCUUUGCCAGGUGCCGUUUAUAUAAAAAGGUGCUCAGGAAAUAUGUGUUGAUUGAAAGAACAGUAAUGACACCAGACAUAUAAGGAGCAGUCACUCUGUCCCAGGCAUUGUGCGAGGUACUUUCUAUGCAUUGCAGAACCUUUGCCGCAGAUCUGUGAUUUAGGUACUUUUAUGAUUCCCACUUCACGGAUGAGAAAACGGACACUAAGAAAUAGGAAAUAACUUCUGAUGUCACAAAGCUAAGCGUCAGGGCUUGACUGAAGCCCAGAGCAAUGAAAAAAUGUGGAGCUUAUCCUCCGUGAAUGAGUUACAAUUUAAACAAAAAUUCACCCAGAAAACGGAUGAAAGGAAGUUCAACGAAGUUCUGAGUUAUCCCACGUUUGCUAUUGAAGUUUUAUUAAGUAUCAAAUUUAACCUCCAAAAAAGUAUUGCUAUCCGA
Pteropus alecto (black flying fox) is the source of this 4802-nucleotide messenger RNA. RefSeq names its product TRPM8 channel-associated factor 2. The coding region runs from base 226 to 2985 and encodes 919 amino acids. The transcript is spliced from 8 exons. Gene Ontology annotation, biological process: negative regulation of anion channel activity. The record is from RefSeq and is a predicted model, not a curated record. NCBI's taxonomy places the organism in Eukaryota, Metazoa, Chordata, Mammalia, Chiroptera, Pteropodidae.